Gastrolobium bilobum is the source of this 1115-nucleotide messenger RNA. Its product is annotated as cytokinin riboside 5'-monophosphate phosphoribohydrolase LOG8-like. The record is from RefSeq and is a predicted model, not a curated record. Gene Ontology annotation, biological process: cytokinin biosynthetic process. The transcript has 7 exons. Gene Ontology annotation, molecular function: hydrolase activity, hydrolyzing N-glycosyl compounds. Gene Ontology annotation, cellular component: cytosol; nucleus. Lineage: Eukaryota; Viridiplantae; Streptophyta; Magnoliopsida; Fabales; Fabaceae. Bases 291 to 941 code for a protein of 216 amino acids.
GGAGCGUGCGUGCUUUGCUCACUAAAAAUGAGUCUCAGUCUCAUCGUUUUCUCUUAUAUGUUCUAUUGUUCAAUCUAGGAUCAACCGGGAUUACCCUUUGGAAGAAAGUUUCUGCCUUUUUCUGAUUGCUCAAAAAAGUUAUUUAGAGUGAGUAGAGCAAUAUAUAAUCUUCAUCUGCGUUAAGGGUUGCCCCCUUUUUUUUUCUUUUUUCUUUUUUGUAUAUUGUUGGUUUGUUCUUCCAAUGGUUUUGGGUUUGAAUUGAAAAACCACAAAUAAAGCAUCGAUUUUGAAUGGAGGAAGGCUACCCCAGAAGCAAGUUCAAGAGGGUCUGUGUCUUCUGCGGCAGCAACUCUGGCAACCGAGAAGUGUUCAGUGACGCUGCGAUUCAAUUGGGCAAUGAACUGGUUAAGCGGAGUAUAGACUUGGUGUACGGUGGAGGAAGUGUUGGGCUGAUGGGCUUAAUAUCCCAGAGAGUUUAUGAUGGAGGCUGCCAUGUCUUAGGGGUCAUUCCAAAAGCUCUCAUGCCUCUCGAGAUAUCUGGUGAAACAGUAGGUGAAGUAAGAAUUGUUUCAGAUAUGCAUGAGCGUAAAGCUGCAAUGGCUCAAGAAGCUGAUGCAUUUGUUGCUCUCCCUGGAGGAUAUGGAACCAUGGAAGAGCUUUUGGAGAUGAUAACUUGGGCACAACUUGGAAUUCAUAAAAAGCCGGUUGGUCUACUGAAUGUUGAUGGUUACUAUAACUAUUUGCUUGCAUUAUUUGACAAUGGUGUUCAAGAAGGCUUCAUUAAGCCCGGUGCACGAAAUAUAGUUGUCUCUGCUCCUUCUGCCAAAGAACUUAUGAUGAAGAUGGAGCAUUACACACCUUCGCAUGAGCAUGUGGCCUCUCACGAGAGCUGGCAGAUGAAGCAAUUAGGUAAUUAUUCAGGACCAGAAAAUGCAGAGUGAAAAUUUUAUUGAUGGAAGGUUUUUCUCCAAAAUUGAUUUAUGAUUUAUGAUUUAUGAUGUGAUUCUUCAUUAUUUUAGAUAUAUACAAGAGCCUGUGUAGAUGGGGCCAUUGUUGUUUGUUACCGUGUACUACGUUGUUUUAUGAUCAGAGUGCAAGUAUAUGUGCUUGGCUGC